CGGUGUGCAGCACAUGCGCAGUGAGGCGGAGGCUGGGAGAAGGUUCGAGAAGCGGAGAUUGUUCCCUCGCGGCCCCUGGAGACGGCGCCAUGAUCAUCCCGGUCCGCUGCUUCACCUGCGGCAAGGUGGUCGGGAACAAGUGGGAGGCCUACCUGGGCCUGCUGCAGGCGGAGUACACCGAGGGUGAUGCGCUAGAUGCAUUGGGCCUGAAGCGUUACUGCUGCAGACGGAUGUUGCUGUCCCAUGUAGACCUGAUUGAAAAGCUCUUGAACUACGCACCUCUGGAGAAAUGAUGUGCCCUUGGGUGUUUGGAUUGUGGCGAGCAAACGUAUUACUCAAACCCUGUCUGUUUUAAUGGCAGGAUUCUAUACACCUGUGGAUCUGGAUAGUUUACUACUUCAACCUACGUUUUUGGGCCUGGGAGAAGAGAAGAAUUUUCAUUUUGUCUAUCUUGUAAAUAAAAUGAGGAUUUAACUCGAGCCUUUUUUUUAUACAGUGGACUGGAAAUUUCUAUCCUUCGUGAAGGGUUACUCUGAUUUGGAUUGUUGAGAGAGUGAAUGCUCUUUAAAUUUAGAAGAAUUCUGCUGGGAACAUUUUUUUAAAACUGUUACUGUUGUUUAUCUUGAGCUGUGUUCUCUAAUCUAUGUUUAUUUGUAAUAAAUAAUUUGACUACUUUCA
Molecule: messenger RNA, 678 nt
Organism: Hemiscyllium ocellatum (epaulette shark)
Lineage: Eukaryota; Metazoa; Chordata; Chondrichthyes; Orectolobiformes; Hemiscylliidae
Gene: polr2l
Product: RNA polymerase II, I and III subunit L
Exons: 2
Coding region: 90-293 (67 amino acids)
Biological process (GO): transcription by RNA polymerase I; transcription by RNA polymerase II; tRNA transcription by RNA polymerase III
Cellular component (GO): RNA polymerase II, core complex; RNA polymerase I complex; RNA polymerase III complex
Molecular function (GO): DNA binding; DNA-directed RNA polymerase activity; zinc ion binding
Source: RefSeq, a predicted model, not a curated record